CGUGGUCGCCCUAGCCCACGAUCGCAGCAUCUGGGUGGACAUAGCAACAAGGGUUCUGCUAGUGUCAUAGAUUAUUUAAAAAAAGAGCAGCUGUAGAGAGAGAGCAAGGCGGGAAGAAAGGCUUGGUCUGACUUUACAGGGGCCACGUUUAUUCACGGCGAGGGAGCAUUUUGUCACCCACAGAUGCAGAUAGCAAAAAUGCCUGCAGAGGAACAUGGGAUGCAGCCUCUUAGAGGGGCAGAAGUGGGUGGAAAUGACUUUGGUAGCCCACUAGGGAAGCUGGGAAGUGUAGUCUUCCAGCAGGAAACUAUCCAUCGUUUUUUGUUUUGUUUUUUGCUAGUGUGAGCUCAAAGGCUGGUUGAGUGUUAUUUAAAACAUCUCUCAGCAAAUGGUCAAAACCUCGGUUGGGGUGAGAGAUCAUAGCACACCCUUCUUUUAGUAGAAAGGUGGGAGAGAGGAGGCUGGCAAGUUUGUAUGCCGUGGAACUGUGGAAUGCCCAGGGUGAGUUGAGCUGAACACGGCUGGUGGGGUGCAGCGGGGUAGAAUUAGGAGGCAGGGUCCCUUCUGAGCAUGCUCCUGGGAACGAUUGGCAGAAUAAUAAAGAGAACGUCCUAAUCUAACCAGACAACACAUAGUAUGAGCAGAGGCAUCUCCUAGUCCAGGUGAACAGAUGCCAGAAGAUUGUUCAUCUGAAGGUUGCAGGUUUUAGGAUCAAAGGCAUGAGAUCCCAAGUGCUGGGAUUAAAGGGCCCCAGCAGAGAUGAAGGAGAGCAGCUGGCUGAUCCCCAGAGACACCACAUCCCUGUGACUCUAAGCACUGCAGGGCCAGACCAUCUGAAUCGUCAGUAUCAUGGAGCCUCCUGGAGAGAAGCCAGGAGAGACCGAGAUGCUGAGCAUCACACCCCAGCUGCUGAAGUCCCGCUCUGGAGAGUUUGCCCUUGAUUCCAUCCUGUUGCUGAAACUUCGGGGUUUGGGGCUGGUGGACCUGGGCUGUUUGGGGGAGUGCCUGAGCCUUGAGUGGCUUGACCUAUCAGGCAACGCACUUACCCACCUGGGCCCACUGGCAUCCCUGCGCCAGCUGGCUGUGCUCAAUGUCUCCAAUAAUCGGCUCACAGGGCUGGAGCCACUGGCAGCCUGUGAAAACCUGCAGAGCCUCAAUGUUGCUGGUAACCUGCUGGCUACUCCUAGCCAGCUGCAGUGUCUGGCUGGGCUGCAGGGCUUGGAGCACCUGAGGCUCCGGGACCCUUUGGCCCGGCUCAGCAACCCGCUGUGUGCCAGUCCCUCCUACUGGGCUGUGGUUCGAGAGAUGCUACCUGGUCUCAAAGUCAUAGAUGGGGAACGUGUGAGUGGGCAGGGCAGUGAGCUGUACCAGUUAUGCCGAGACCUGGACAGUUCCUUACGCCCCAGCUCCAGCCCAGGCCCCAGAGCAAUAGAGGCUCAGCCAUGGGUGGAUCCUGACUACUGGGAAUCCUGGCCCAUGCAGAACAGCUCCAUUUUGGAAGAGGCCUGCAGGCAGUUCCAGGACACACUGCAGGAAUGCCUUGACCUGGACCGGCAGGCCGGUGACUGCUUGGCCCAGGCCCAGCAGGCCCUGAGCCCGGCAGAAACCACCUCUUCCUUUGUCUUCUGAAUGCACCUCACAGCCCAGGUAUUCUCAUCAUCGUGAUGUUGCCUACAUCUCUUUCCUACCCCAUGCCCUUGCCUCUCUGGUUUUCUCUGGUCACUGACCUUGCAAAGUAGGUUGUUCAUUUACCCCUUUCUUGAGAGCAUCCUAACUCCGGCAUCUCCCCAAGGACACUUCCUGCCCUCCUUCCACACGAGCAGGGACAUGCUUUCCGGCUGGCCUCUAGCAGGUAUAGGAGAUUCCCCUCACGAUCUGGCAAAUGCUGCAGCCAGGCCCAGGGGCAUGCUGAGCCGGGGCUCUCCCAAGUGCCGAGCCUGAGGCUUUGUGGGCAAGGUUACUUGCCACCUGCUAACUGAUUAAAUAGUUCUCUGCUCAUUUGGA
This is a messenger RNA of Peromyscus leucopus (white-footed mouse), 2004 nucleotides long. RefSeq names its product leucine rich repeat containing 61 (gene Lrrc61). The record is from RefSeq and is a predicted model, not a curated record. The transcript is spliced from 2 exons. The coding region runs from base 850 to 1629 and encodes 259 amino acids. Gene Ontology annotation, biological process: outer dynein arm assembly. Gene Ontology annotation, molecular function: protein binding. Gene Ontology annotation, cellular component: cytoplasm. Lineage: Eukaryota; Metazoa; Chordata; Mammalia; Rodentia; Cricetidae.